Messenger RNA from Tetrahymena thermophila SB210, 1170 nucleotides. RefSeq lists its product as hypothetical. Lineage: Eukaryota; Ciliophora; Oligohymenophorea; Hymenostomatida; Tetrahymenidae. The record is from RefSeq and is a predicted model, not a curated record. The transcript has 6 exons.
GAAUAAUUAAAAAUUAAACACACAAAAAAAAAUAAGAAUAAAUAUUAAAGUAAAGCAAAAAUGUCAUCAGCUCAAAACAAUAAAUUCAAUUAUUACUAUCCCUCCAAGUAUGGAGUUAAGGCUACUACUGCUGACCGUCUUGAUGCCAGCGAAGAUGCCUAAAAAAAGAUUGAAUCUGGAAAUCUCGUCAAUCUUCCUUUCAUCAGCAAAUCAUACUUCACCGAAGAAAAGGAAGUUCAAAAGGCCGAAUUCAACGAUUUAGCCGAAGAUCCCAGACAUGAAUACGAAAGAUACGAUUUGAUUUUUAAUACUUACUUCUAAUUCCUCUAAUAACUCAUUGCUGAAAAGAAGUUUGACGAAAAGGAUUUAAGAAAAUAUCUCCUUGUUAAGCUCUUAGUCACCAAGGCUAUUCACCUCAACCCUCAAUUUGCUUAAAUCGGCAAGGCUCUUUCUAUUGUAUAAGAAAAAUCUGAUGCUGAUUCUAUUAGAGAAAAGGCUUACAAGCAUGAAAAGACUAUUGGAUUUAACUCUGAAAACAAAUAUCAUAACGACUAAGACUAAAAGGAAUUAUAAGACGUCUUAAUGAAGACUAAGGGUUUAACUAAGUUAAUUGAAAGUUACUAUGAAUAAACCACUUAAGAAUUACAAAAGGGAGAACAAUUACAUUAAGUUUAUAAUAAAGCAAAAUAAACUGUUGGUUUUUCCACCAGAAAAUAAUUCUACUAUUACAAUUUAGAAGCUAUUAGAGUAACCAAUUUAGCCGUUGAUGAAAUUAUUGCUCAAUAAAGAAGCAUCCACAAUAAAUACGACGUCGAUUUCGCUUACUAUACUGUUGAUUAAAACUAAAUCUCCAGAGAAACUACCUCUGUUUUCUCUCUCAUCAUCGAUGUUAGCUUAGAUAAGUUGAAAUAAGAAGCUAAUCUCACUGAUGAUAUUCUUAAUGCUGCUUAGAAGGUUGCUAAAGUAUUAGUUGAAAGCCACAAAUUAUAUAUUCAAAACAAAAAGGGAGUUGCAAAUAUGACCGACAAAUUCUUCGAAAGAUAUUACAAUUUAUACUAAAACCCUAUUCAAGGAGAUCACGUUUACAUUUCUCCUGAAAUUUAAACUCUUGCUUACAUCUAUCUUAAUGCCAAGCUCACAAACAAAAACAUUAACAAAAACGAUGAAUGA